Anguilla anguilla (European eel) is the source of this 7897-nucleotide messenger RNA. It is a transcript of the gene nrip1b, whose product is annotated as nuclear receptor interacting protein 1b. The record is from RefSeq and is a predicted model, not a curated record. The transcript is spliced from 2 exons. Gene Ontology annotation, molecular function: transcription coregulator activity; signaling receptor binding. Lineage: Eukaryota; Metazoa; Chordata; Actinopteri; Anguilliformes; Anguillidae. Gene Ontology annotation, cellular component: nucleus. Bases 706 to 4056 code for a protein of 1116 amino acids. Gene Ontology annotation, biological process: regulation of transcription by RNA polymerase II.
GUGAACAUUGCAGAGUUCUCGAGUGCUGGGGGAUUCCUAGAAUAAACAAUUCCGUCAGACCCUACUAUAGGGUGCGGAGCCUGAUUGCUUCGAUGAAUUUAGCUAGGCAAAAUUUUUCUGUUCGUUUGGAAAGCUUUUACCGUUUUGCUGAAAUAUAACCUCUUAUUUAAGUCUGCGUAUGCGAACUGAACCACAGACUGUCGAAGGAUUUCCCAGUUUCCAAAGAUGCAGCAUAUUUCCCUUGGAGUGCUGUCUACGUUCUCCCGAAGCAGGACCCUAUCUACCCCGGCUUGAAGUUGGGAAAGUCUGGAAGUCUGGAACCCAGAGCCCCCACGUCCUCCAAAUAGAUAUCCCAAACAUUUACCAUCCCAAUGGAUCGCCAGGGCCUUGAUGUAAUCCUUCUGACUCCUCACUGGCUGCUGGAAUAAGUCCAUUCAAAAUUACUGAGGACUGUCAAGGUUUUGCUGGCACCAAGGCAUGCCAGCUGGAUAGCCCUCUAAAGGCAUUACUUAUGCUUGAAUUUUCUACAUCAAAUUACUCUUACCCUUGGAGUGGAAUAGGAUUUACUCUGUGGCAUCUUUAAUAUUAGAGAACCAAGCCCAUUUUUUUCAUUUAUUACAAUUGAAAGUUAAUUUUGUACAACUGAGCAUUUACAUAUUUCUUCAAGAAACCUUAAAAACCAUAGAACGGAAAAUAAAAUUGAACAUGACUCAUGGGGAAGAGCCUGGCUCUGAGACGCACCAGGAUUCUGUUGUUUUAACUUAUCUGGAAGGUUUACUAAUGCAUCCAGUGGCAGGGGGGCCAGGGGCCACGGCAACAAGGAGAUCUGAGGCGGGACAUAGCAACCAAGAGCAGAGCAACAAGGCCGUGAGAGCCUACCAGCAGCCAAGUCAUGGCAUUAAACAGGAAGACAGGCAUGCACUUCCCAGUGGAGCCACACAGCACCUUAGAAAGGCCAGGCUGCUUCGUUCUGAAGGCUGGAAUGAGCCUGAGAGCCGGAGGGGGCCUGCACCUGCCGGGAAUCUCAACGGGCAAAGUAGAGAUCGCCACACCGAAGCCCUAGACGGCUCACCUCAGGCUGAGAGUACCAUGCUGGCAUCCCUGCUCCAGUCAUUCAGCUCCCGACUGCAGAGUGUGGCGAUGUCGCAGCAGACUGCGCCGAAUGUGAAGGAGCAGGAUGCCCAGGUCAAAGAGAGUACCCGUGCUGGCAAGGAGGAUCUCCGAUGCUAUGAGACUGCUUCCAGUCGCCUGAAGGGCUUGAUGAAGAAGAGCAAACUGCAGAACCAUAACAGUGUGCCUUACCACCGGCGGUCCAGCCAGGAGAGACUCUCAGAGUCCCCCCACGCGAUGCCGAGCACCGCCCAGCCAGCCACCUCCGAUUCCUGUGCAGCACGACUGAAAGCCGUGGCCAAUCUGGUGAAGAUCAGGUCUAGCCCGACUCCGUCUCCAAAACCUAGUGUGGCUUGUAGUCAGCUGGCCCUGCUGCUCUCCAGUGAAGCUCAUCUGCAGCAGUAUUCCCGAGAGCAGGCCUUAAAAGCACAAUUAUCUGCCCGAUCUGCCAGUGAGAGGCUGGCAGCUAUAGCCACACAGAAAACACAGGAUAAGAAGCUGCCCAACAUAGGCCAGCCUCAGAUGGCCCCAGACAUGUUAAGCUCCUUAAAUGCCCAAAAGGGAACACUCCGGCCACCGGCAUUAGACACUAGUAAACAGAGCCCAACCCUCAUUCCAGGACAGAGCAGGGCGGUCAGCUCCCCACGGACUCCGCAUCCUUACAAGGAAAAACGGCCCUUUGACAAACAUAAUACACGACCCUCUCAGAACUGCAGCAGCUUGCUCUUGCUCCUUUUGAACCACCACAAUCCACAGAAGCCCAUCAACGGCAGUGGUCACCUGGAUGAAGACUACGGUGUCUUCCCCAGCCGUGGAUCACCCCUGCUGUCUGACAGUGAGUACUCCAACCAUGAGAACAGCCUCAACAAAGACAGCAGUGAUGUCGAAAGCUCAUACUCAAGCUGCUCUCCAAUUGACCUCUCUGUGAAGAGUCGGAUCCGUGGCUCGGUGCCAGUGUCCUCCUCUACAUCUCUGGACAAACUUACAGAGUCCCUGAUAAAUAAGUGGAAGCCAGAGACUCCAGGGUCGCAGGUCAUUGAGUCCAGACAGCUCAAAAACAGCCCAGACUUAAAAUCCCAUCAUGAGGUCACCCUCAUGCAGUUGCUUCUGGAUCACAAAAAUAAUGAGAAGGUAAACAAAACUGCAGAUAAUCCAGAUUUACAGCAUGACAUAACCACUAAACCCAACAGCGCACCUGCAGGUCAACUGACCCCAACUGCUGUGUGUAAGGAAACUAGGACACAGAGUCCUCCAGUUGGGCUCACUGAUAUGAGUCCUCAUCCCUUGCCUACAUCAUCCCAUGGACGGGACAUAAAUGGUACUGCAUCUCCAUACAGUUUGUAUUCCUCUGCUCAUAUCCAGUCUAGCCCCCUGGAUUUGUGCAAAUCAAAGUCCUGCUCAGGUGAUAACAUUCAUGAGCCGGCUUUUAGCGCCAGUAAACUACUACAGAAUUUAGCACAAUGUGGAUUACCAAUCACAUCUCCUUCCCCUUCACCAAAAGCCCUAAUGUCUCCUACCAAAAGACAUAGCCUUGAAUUUCAGGUGGAAAAGCCCAUGACGUUGCUGGAGAGACUCACUGCUCCAAUACAACGGGACAGGACCCCAGUUUUAGAGGGAUCCCAUGUCAACUGCAUUCCAUUUGUGUCUGAGUCACCACCUCCUGCAUCAGAGAUUGAGAAUCUUCUGGAGAGGCGCACAGUUCUGCAGCUUCUUUUGGGGACUCCCACAAAUAAGGAGAAAGCCAGUGCCAAGCAGAAUGAAACAGCAACUAAGGGCUCUUUCGAAAAGCAAGUCGACAAAUCACUGGUCUAUGAUACUCCCAGUGGACCCUUGUUGGACAUUAAGAUCAAGACUGAACCCAGAGAGGAGGGUCAUCUAUCCAACAGUUAUGAAGAGGCGGAACGAUGUCAAAUAGAAGAAAGGGGAUGUGAAAGACUCAGACCUGUGUCUCUUCCCUUGAGAGAUGUAAAAGCAGAACCCCCUUCAACAGAAGGCAUCCCCAAAGAUGGUCUCCUCAGCCAGCUUUUAAAGCAGCGGCCAAGGACCUUCCAAGCUGACACGCGGAUGGAUAUACAUGCCAGUAACAUGAAGGAAGAGUGGGGGGAGUACCAAGGCCCAUCUGUUCCAAAAAAGAGAAAGCUCUGCAUGGGACUGGAGGAUCACUUGAUUAGUGAGCCUUAUCUACGAACAGUGGACAGACCUACUCAUCAGGAUGUCACUCAUAGUUUUUCAAUCCCUUGGACACCGGAACAAAGGAAGCCGUUGAGCCCUGCAGAGGCCCAUGCUCCUAUCAGGUGUCCCCAGAGCACAUCUCCUCCACAAGAUGGGCGGGGUUUCAAUGUUCUGAAGCAGCUUCUCCUCUCUGACAACUGUCUAAAGGAUCUCUCUCAUCCAAGAACCUCCACUAGCCCUUCCACCAUGCAGGCUAACUACAGGGCCAAUGGUAAUGUCACAAACAAACCAGGUUACAAUCAUGACGUCAUCAACUCUCAUUGGAACCCUGAUCCUCUGGGAGUUGGCCCUGCUGAAUUCAGAACAGUGACCACAGCCUUGGCAAGCACCAGCAUGCCAGGGUCACCCUGGGGUUCCCACAUAGCACGUCAGGAGUCUCCAAAACUGAAUCUCAUUCCUGUCAAGAGAGAGACUGAGGGGCCCAUCCGGUGGUUGAUCAGUGGUGAGGAGAAACAGGACUCCUGCUCUGACUCUCCACGUCUGACUAAGUCCAACCCCAUACUGUACUACAUGCUCCAGAAAGGUUAUUCUCACCUACGAAAAGAGGUCAGAGAGCGGGGCGACGCAGAGCUUUGUGGGAUGAAGGUGAAAGAGGAGCCGAUGGCUGACAGGGGGGAUGUUGACCACAGAUUGAGCUGGACACAUCACUCCCCACUGCAGGACAAGUCACACGGCCAUGUUACCGAGCGACUAAACGGGUCUCUGGAAAAAUGACAGUUUUGGUAAAUAUGAAGACAAGGAAAGGGAACGCCAUUUCCAGACUGUUUCAUCCUUUGCAGUUUGUGUAUGUUUUUAUCAAGUUUACUGAUUUUAUUACUUUGUGUUUUGUUUUCAAAGAAGUAACUAGUUUAGGCAAGGAGAUUGUGAAAACAUGUUCUGACUUGUUCACAAAACAUUGGGAACCCAAAGUGUAUUUUGUAUAAAAAAAUGGUUUACCUUUGUACAUAAUCUGUUAAUAUUUCUCUGGCUUACGUCUUAUCUUUAAACAAGGUUAAGUUUGUCCGAACUGAAACUGUACAAAAUCUUAAUGCUUUUGAGGAUUUAAAAAAAUUAGUUCCCCAGAUUUGGUGAGCAUCACCUACACUUUACACCUCCACGUGUUACUUCAACUGCUUCAUGCUGCCACAUCAAUUAAAUCAUUCCAGUAAUGUUUGAAAAUAAGGUAGAUGGGUACUGUGAGUGCAUGUUAGUCUCUUAGCUUUUCAGAUUUUGUCUAAUACAGUUAUUGGGGGUGGUUUGAACUUAUUCCAUAAAGGCAGUUCUAAAAUCAUCAUACUUUGUAUUUCAUGUUUUCCCAUUAACAAUCUGAGAGACAUACUCAGUAGUCUAUACAUGCAGUGUGCAAAGCCAUUUCAAACUCUCUUGCAAGCCCUGUGGCAUUUGUUAAUUAACCCCUGCCAUAUACGGCCAAACAAUACAUGAUUUGAUUUGACCACCCAGUGAAACACUUUCACUGAAGGUACAGGUCAGGCAAUGGGAGGGACAGCAAAUCAUUAAUACCACAUCCAUAUGAGAGACCCGUUAACACUAUGCAUUGCGGAAUCACUGUGAAAAGGCCAACAAUUCGAGACAGUUAACCCUGACAAAAUAUGGAUGUAGUCUGCAUCUGUUUUUUCAAUACUUCAAUAAUGUCAACUGCCUGGAAAGAUCAUGCAUGGAUCAUUGAUUUCUCCUCACUGUCAUUGAAACCAGUGAACACCAUGUAGGGCAGGAAUGGGCAGUUCCAGUGGUAGAAGGGCAGCAGUGUCUGCAGACUUUCAAUCUCAUCAGUGGGUCCAGUGCAGAAUUCAAAUUUUUCCAAAGUCAGAAAACAUAUCACAAAGAGUAUAAUGGGAGGUUCAGUCCAGAGUUUGAGCUUUUGAAGUGUAAUUGAAGUGUAAUUUGACAAGCUCCAGACACCACUUCCCAGAGGUUGUAGUUGUUGUUCAUUUGCAAGCAUGAGUCAGUCUGUUGCAAACUGAAAACUGAAAAAGAUAAAUCUAAGAUCUGCAGGGUCCAGCAUUCAAGGAAUGGACUGCUUAAACAAGGUCAGGGAUACAAUCAGUGCCAAUGGCAAUCAAGGGACAACGUUGACCGUUUAUUAAUAUUAAUUCAGCAAUGUUUGAAUUAAGCAAUAUUAAAUACUGGUUUAACAGUCCCCUUGCACAUUACAUCACUCUUUAUUUAGUUUCUGAAUAACCUCUUGGUGUUGUAAGGUGUUUUUAUGGCAUGUUUUGAGAGAUCCUGUAUAUCAGUGUUGUGACCUUUUGCUUUCAAAAUGCAUUUAUUAUUUUGUUGGCUAUAUUGUGAAGAAUUGUUUUCCAAACACACAAUGACAUUUCUACAGUUUACAAAAUGACAUUUAAGACGGUGGAAGAGCUCAUUCACCAUCCAAUUUGAAUGCACCUUCAUUCGUGCUCAGAGUGUGGACACUUGGGCAAGUCUAUGGCAUUCAAACUCUAGCCUUUACCCUGAGAGCUCUUUCAGAUGUACUAACAGCAUAUGAAUGCACUUUCACUGGUGGUCAUAAUUCAGAUACUGUGACCAUUGUGAAACUAUACUGAAUCCAAUGCAUUUGAAUCCCAGUAGAGGGGUGGAUGUACAAAUGAAUUGUGUAGCAAAUGUAUUUUGAACUGGAAGUACUGUAGUCUGCACUUUGCAAGAUCAGUGAUAAAGGUGGAUUUGAGACUUUGUGAUAACUCUAUUGGGGAAAAGACAUGGUUGCUGAACACACUCCCACAGUUCCAUUUACAAUAAUACUAAUAUUGUACUGUUGAAUUAAAUUUUGUGCUACAAAUAAGUAAUUUCUAGAAUGCUUGUUAUAAGAAUACACUGGAUUAAUCUGUGAUAAAUAAUAGGUACAGUGGAAGGACAUUUGUAGUUAAUUGCACACUACUACACUAACUUUUACUUCCUGACAGUGGGGUUGUAAUGUGACCAUAGCAUGUGUAGAUGGCAUGCACAAUGCAUGUUUUGGCUGUGAUUCCUUUGUUUCUGAGCCUUGGCAAUCCUCCAACACAAUAAGCUUGUAGAAUGUUUGCCGUUCUGAGCUACAUAAUUGCAUGUUGGGAAAUGUAGUGCAAUACGGAACCUAUGCCCUGGGUUCAAUCGAAAUUUGUCCUUUGACAUGCUAAUAAUUGUAAAUGUUGUUCUUCACAAAUAUAGUUUGCCCAUUUUAACAAUCACCAAAAUGAAAUGAAAAGAUAUCUGAUCAAGAAAAUAACACUUGCACGUAUUUGCUCAUCAAAGGAAAAAAUGUUGAUUGAAUCUAGCAAAUGUAUAGCACAAUAUGAAACCCGAACAAAUUUAUCACAUUUUUUUCCCCAACUAAAUGGUACAUAAGAAGGUGUUAGGCUAGAAUUUGAAUGCCAUAUGUGAAAGGGCUCUUGAGGUACACUGUGCAUUAUGUAGAAGGAAACAUCUUGUUAUUGACCCUUUUAAGACAAUAUGAAAGGUAAUAUCUGUAUGUAAAGCAAAAUAAGGGCCUAGUCCAACAUUUUCAUUUGAUCCUCCUGUUAUUUAAAUGUUAUUGAAUAAUGUAGCCCCGAUCUGGUCCCCUUUGUAAAUGAGGGGGAAAAAAAGCCAUUGUUACAGUAUGAACAAGAGUACACUGGCAAAUAAAAAAUAAUUAAGUGGCAGAAUUUAGUAUGACCUUGACACCUGCAUUUGCCUGACAUGGUUCAUUAUAUUUUUUUUCCCAUUAACUCCAGAAACAGCAGGCCACAUGCAACAUCCAGUCACUUACAUUUUAAAGUCUUAAUCGUGACAUUGUUCUUUUUUCUAUAUUAUUUGUAAAUGUUCUUUAUAUUAAAUAAGGUUUAAAGAGUGGUUUUAAAAAUAAAAAAAGAUAAAUUAUAUAUAUAUAUAUAUAUUUGUGUAAAUAGUACUUUCCUUAUGAAAGAUAGCUAUUUUGUAUUGUUUAAGAAAAAGAUAAUGUACUAGUUUUCAAUUCCCUAAACCAAUAUAAAUUGUGUGAUAUGUACAUAACAUGACCGAGGAUGAAAUGCUCUUUUUUUUGCAUGUGUCUGUAUGUUGUAAGCUUAUGAUAAUCUUUGUUCGGCAACAUGUUGUGUUACGUCUAAUGCUCUACACUGCUGCCUGUUGCAUGCAGAUGCAUGGGAAGACCCUGUGUAUCAAUUCUGAAUGUGGGGAAAAAUGUAAAAGUCUUAACAUAGGUCUUUUUAUCACUGAGCGCUCAUUACUUAAAACAUGAACAGUUGCUAAAUUGGAUUUAUAGACUGAUGAGCAAAUAUUUAAACUCUGAAAGCAAACGUGCAUUGAACAUCUGUAUUUAUUAUUCUUUUUAUCAGCAUAAAAUGAGACUUACCAGUUUGUGUAUGGUACAUUCAGUGCAGUGAAAAUUCAGGAAGGAUGGGGGCAGCAUAGUGUGUUGUCAUCUGCAUUAGGCUUUAAAGACGGACAUCUGUGGCAAGAUCUAAUCUAGGGUCUAAUCUUUACAUGCAGCAACUUGAAACAUGUAUUUCUUUUUUUAUGUUUUUCAUUUUGAUGUUCACCUGCACAGAUUUUAAAUAAAGUACUAAAAAUGCACAGUUGAAUAAAUAUGAGUUGUCUCCUU